GGUGGCAGCCAGCAUCGUUCCGCUCGUCGCGGUCGCAGCGGGCGGAGGUGCAGCCGCAGCGCGUGGAGGCGCUGAUGGACGCCGACGAGCGCGACGACGCGCAGCGUGGCGCCGUGGCGGCUCAAAGCGCUUUCGACACGUUCGGGUUCACCGCCGCUGAGCGCGCCCGCCACCUCGCCCCCGCCGCGGACCGGCGCCCCUCCGUGAUUCCCGGAGGGGCCGUGGCGGAGCUGCUGGCGCCCGCUGCUGACUCCAUCGCCAACCUGUGCGUCUGUCCUCUGCUCUUCACGUCUCAACUCAUUGCCUCAGUGCCCCAUGCACAUGCAUACCUCCUCCCCCCCCACUUUCCUUCCACCUCUCCCACUUCCCGCCCCUCUCCAACCCCUCUCCUUAAUCCAACACGCUGCACAUUCCCCCCUCCACCAACCUUGCCCGCUCCUCCCGUCGUCCUUCCCCAACCACCCAAGCCAGGCAAGGCGCUGCUGCGCACGAUGGGGUGGAGAGAGGGCAGGGGGCUGGGGCCGGACGAGGUGGCAGCUUCCAGGAAGGUGCAGCGCGAGGGCAGGCGGGCAAUGCUGGCGCUGGCAGCGGGAGGAAGAGGGCGAGGGGAGGGGAGAGGAGACGAGGAUGGGGAGGCAGAGGGGGAGGAGGACGAGGAGGAAGGGGACACAUGGGAGGGUCGAGGGGAGAUUGUGGGGAAGGGCAGGGGGGCAAGGGGCGGCAAGGACGGGGGGGCGUUGGUGGAAGCAGCGGCAGCAGAGGCGGCGGUGGCAGCGCAGCUGAGGGCGCCCAAGCGGGACACCCGGGGGGUGGGGUUCGAUGCUUUCCAGGGCGCUGAGGAUGUGCGAGGACCACUGAAGCUCUUCUUCCUCCCCGCGUCACUCACAUUGCUCACUACAACUCCCUCAUCCCUGCUUCCCGCCUUCCCCCCUCCCUGCCUCGCCCGCCUCUCUGUUCUCUGGGGAGUGGGAGCAGAGCACAGGCAAAGGACGGCAGGGGGAGCGAGGGAGGGAGGGGAGAGGGUUGGAGAGCCGGUUCUGGGUGGGCGGCGCAUGGCGGGCGGCAGCAGGCAGUCGCUGUUUGCGGCGGGCAGUGGGCGGGUGGCGGGGGGGUUUGGCAUCGGGGCGCUGGAGGAGGCGGGGGCUGAGGAUGAGGACAUCUACGACUCCGGUGAGAUGCUGUGCGGUGCUGUGCGGUGGUGGUGUUGGUGGGUGAUUAGGAGCGAGAGCGUGUUUUGGUGUGUGGGAUUAGAAAUACCGGCGGGCGAGCUGCACGAGGUGGAGGAGGAUGAGGACGAGGGGGAGGGGGAGGGGCCACGCGUGCUGGCUGGAGGGGGCUUCAUGGUACAGGGAAGGCGCAGGCAGCAAGGCAUGGUGUGGAUGGGAGGGGUGGGGCAGGGCCGUGGGAGUGGCGCCGCUGUGCUGCGGGGCUUCUGUGAAGGGCGCGUGGCGCUGGAGGAAUGCAAAUGGUACCUGCCCCCGCACGUGCCGCCCUCCUUCACGCCCCACCACGUCUUCCCCUCCUCCGCACCCCCCACCGCCUCACCAGCGCCCUCCCCAGUCGCACCGCCCCCAGCUCCACCCCCGGCGGACGUGGCAGUGCGGGCGGCGGUGGAGGGCGUGGCGGCCAUGGUGGCGCGCUGUGGGGCGCACGUGGAGGCGCUGCUGCUGUCUCGGGCAGGGGGAGGGGUGGGGGAAGGGGCGCGGGAAGGCAUUGUGCAGGGCGCAAGCGCGAGGGAGGAAGGGGGAGGAGAGGGCAGUGCCCGGCUGGCGUUCCUGGUGGGCGGGGAGGGCAGUGCGUACUACAGACGGCGCGUGUGGGAGCUGGCGGAGAGGCAGAGGGCCGCCCAGGGCAGGGCAACAGCGGGCAAGGCCGUGGGGAGCAGUGGGGGGGAGCGCCUGGGGCCUGAUGGUCGGGGCGCGCUGCUGGGCGAGCAGCCGUUGCCUUCCACCCAGCCUGCCCCUGCUCCACCUCCAUCAGCGCACCCCACACCCACCUCAACUGCUUCUCCUGCUGCUGCAGCUUCUGCCUUUACUUCUGCCGCAUCUCCCCCUGCUCCCCCUGCCCCCACCGCACCGGCCUUCCAGCAGCACGGGGCGGCGGCUGAGCUGGCAGCAAUGAUGGCGGCGCGCUUCCACAGCAGUGGGCAUGAGGACCGGGCGGGCAAGGGCGGCAUGAGCACGGAGAAGGCGGCGCUGCCUGCUGCAACCAUAGCAGACACAGCACUGGCAGGGGCGGCAGCAGUGGUGGUGGCGAGGCGGAGGGAGGGGGCAUGGAGGCCUCUGCCUCUGCUGUGCAAGCGAUUCAAGCUGCCUGACCCGUACGCGGGGAAGGCCCCUCCCCCCCCUCUCCACCGUCCCUCUCAGCUCGACACCCUUACCUCCUUCCCCCAAACCCUCCCCUCCUCCACGCCCGCCCCAACUGCUGCCCCCUCGCCUCUCCUCUCCCUCCCUGCGCCUCCUCCUGCUGCGCCUGCCAUGCCUCCUGAGCGUGAUGGGUGGAUGGGAGGGCCCGAGGAGGGACACAUGAGGGAAGCUAUUGGGGGAGGGAAGGAUGAUACAGGACGGGGGAGAGAGGAAAAUGCAGGAGUGUGGGAGGAGGAGGGGGAGGGGCAGGCAGCAGCGGAGGCGGUGGAGAACCGACCCAUGGACCUCUUCAAGGCAAUCUUUUCGGAUGAUGAAGACAGCGACGACGAUGCUCGUGCCACAUCCGCAGUGCCAGGUGGCAUUGAUGACGUGGCAGCGGCAGAAGCUGCCACGCGGGCUCUUGCCCGGCUGGAGGCAGGUGACUUCCUGGAGGGGCUGGGCGAGGAGCUGGGCUUGCAGGUGGACCCGGGGGAGUUGAAGCAGGGCGGGUGGAACGAGCAAGAGAAGGAGGUGAGAAUGUGGCAGGUGGACGCGGGGCGAGUGAGGCACCUGUGGGGCAGAGUGAGCGGGGAGGCAGUGGAGACGGUAUGGGUGAUGCACAUGGAGGCACGAGGGGUGGUGCUGUGGGGGAAGGCAGGGGCUCACCUGCUGCUGCAGCUGCUCCAGGUGCAGCGAGGGAGGCAGCAGGUGCCGUUGCUGCUGUGA
Closterium sp. Naga37s-1 is the source of this 3071-nucleotide messenger RNA. Lineage: Eukaryota; Viridiplantae; Streptophyta; Zygnematophyceae; Desmidiales; Closteriaceae. The record is from the annotation of a GenBank genome assembly.